Solea solea (common sole) is the source of this 1579-nucleotide messenger RNA. It is a transcript of the gene hey2, whose product is annotated as hes-related family bHLH transcription factor with YRPW motif 2. The transcript is spliced from 6 exons. The coding region runs from base 150 to 1133 and encodes 327 amino acids. Gene Ontology annotation, cellular component: nucleus. NCBI's taxonomy places the organism in Eukaryota, Metazoa, Chordata, Actinopteri, Pleuronectiformes, Soleidae. Gene Ontology annotation, biological process: regulation of neurogenesis; regulation of transcription by RNA polymerase II; anterior/posterior pattern specification. The record is from RefSeq and is a predicted model, not a curated record. Gene Ontology annotation, molecular function: protein dimerization activity; RNA polymerase II cis-regulatory region sequence-specific DNA binding; DNA-binding transcription factor activity, RNA polymerase II-specific.
ACAGACACACACACACAGACACACAGACACACAGACAGAGCGGCGAGCAGUCGAGUGUCAGUCGUCUCUGAGGCCACGGUGAAGGAUUAUUGAGCAGAGAAAAUUAGUUCAUCCAUUACAGAGGAGCUCAGCUCGAGGGUCUGGUCGUCAUGAAGCGUCCGUGUGAGGACAGCAGCUCAGCAGAGAGCGACGUGGACGUGGACGGUGACAGGAACGUUUAUCCAGGGCUGAUGAAGGUCAGGAUGAUCAGAUGUGGUUCGUCACCGACGACGACGACAACGACACAAGUGAUGGCGAGAAAGAAACGCAGAGGGAUAAUUGAGAAGAGACGCAGAGACAGAAUCAACAACAGUUUGUCUGAGUUACGGAGACUCGUCCCCACAGCGUUUGAGAAACAGGGUUCAGUGAAGCUGGAGAAAGCAGAAAUCCUGCAGAUGACCGUGGACCACCUGAAGAUGCUGCAGCUCACUGCAGGAAAAGGUUAUUUUGACGCCCACGCUCUGGCCCUGGACUUCCUGUCUCUGGGUUUCAGGGAGUGUCUGACGGAGGUUUCCCGUUACCUGAGCGCCGCUGAGGGCGUGGACUCCAGCGGUGACCCCCUGUGCUCCCGCCUCCUCUCCCACCUGGCCUCCUGCGCCUCACAGCGUGACGCCACCGCCGCCAUGACGGUCGCCUCCCACGCUCCACAACAUCAUCCUCAUCAUCACCAGCUGCCUCCCACUUUCCCUCACCCCCUCCACCCUCAUCACUGGGCUGCCGCGCUCCGACACAUGCCGAACGCCGCCUCAUACGGACUGAGUGGACUUCCUGUUCCGCCAAAUCCUGGAGGAGGUGGAGCCCCCCAAAGGCCGACCGAGCUAUCACAGCCCAGUGUCACCUCCGCCUACCCCUCCCACCCAGACUCGACCUCCUCUUCCUCGCCAGCCUCCUCCUCUUCAUCCCUGGUACUCCCGUGUGGCCCCGCCCCUCUCUCCACCUCCCUCCUCUCCCUCUCAGCGACGUCGUUUCCCAUCACGCUCCACGGAGGUUUCCCGCUCUUCCCUCCCUCCUCCUCCUCCUCCUCCUCCUCUUCUUCACAGACUCACAACGCUAAACCCUACAGGCCAUGGGGAACCGAGGUCGGCGCAUUCUGACCUCUGACCUCUGCUUACUAACUCGCAGUUUAACAAAACCUCCACCUGUGAAGCUUCUGUUGUUUGGUUUACUCACAGAAGUGAGCGCACCGUGAGCGCCACCUGCUGCUCACAACAUGUUCUUAAAGAUAUCGUGGACUUAAAGUCAUGUAGAUGUUUACUGCACCAAACCUCAUAGAGAAAACCAGUGAUUUUAACAUCACACACACAGGAGCUGUUGAUCCACUGCUGCCUCCAUCACUACAUUCAAAUGUCUGAUUUUGUUUAACAGCCUCUGAAAUCCUUCACUCAGAUUGACCUCAGGGACACAAAGUGACCACACGAGGCAGCAGUGGAUAAACAACUCCUGUGUGUGAUGUUAAAAUCACUGAUUUUCUCUCUGGGCUUUGGUGUGGGAGAGUGAGUGGUUUACAAACGUCACUUUCCUUGAUGUUCAGUGGAAAAAA